Miniopterus natalensis is the source of this 1865-nucleotide messenger RNA. RefSeq names its product PH domain containing endocytic trafficking adaptor 2 (gene PHETA2). The record is from RefSeq and is a predicted model, not a curated record. Gene Ontology annotation, biological process: retrograde transport, endosome to Golgi; receptor recycling; endosome organization. Lineage: Eukaryota; Metazoa; Chordata; Mammalia; Chiroptera; Miniopteridae. Gene Ontology annotation, cellular component: recycling endosome; early endosome; trans-Golgi network.
GGCGGGGGAGGGGGGAAGACCCGUGGGUGCCUGACCCCUCCCUGCGCCCGGUGCUGGCCCAGGGCCGAGGCGCGGCCACUCCUCCAGCACACCUCUGUGAUCUCCGGCUCCUCCGCCCACCCCCUCCUAGAACCAACCCCAUCCCAAGACCCUGUUUCUUUCUUUCACAGCCCUUAUCAUGACCGGUCCUUAGGUUAUUCAGUAUUAGAUUAUUUUUAAUUCAUACACUAUUGUUUAUUUUUGUCUGUUUGUUUACAGUGUCUCUUCCCUGCUGGAAUGUAGGCUUCUGGAGAGAGGGCCUUUGUUUUCCCCACUGUUUUAUUCUGUUACUUCCAACAAAUACUUCUUCAGGGCAUUGGGAUUACCCCUGGAGCCACGCCAAGUCACUGUCUAGACAUUCUGGGGCUGGGGACAGCACUGUAAACACAAGGGAGAUCUUUGAGGGAUGGAGGAAAUGAAAAUGAGGGGCUGUGGUUGGGUCAUCUUGGAUCAGACCACGUUGAUGGUCAGCAGCAUCUUAGAAAAUGUGAUCAAGGCAGGCCUCUCAGAUUAGGUCAUUUAAAUUAAAGCCCACAGAUAAACUAUGUGACAAGUGCUAGAAGGGAAAAGCUAUGAGGGCACUUAACUCUGACCUAGCCUCAGAGGGCAAGGAGCUGAGGUCUGAAUAGUGAAGGUCAAGGCAAUAGGACCACAGUCUCUUGAACUGCUCCCAGGAGCCUGGCCUGGGUAGGUGGGUUGGUAGGGGAUUAUCAGGGGCCUGGGAAGGCUUCUUGGAGGAGAUGGUGGUUUCACUGGGCCCCAAAGUUGAGAGUUUUCAUCUUUAGGAUAGGUUGACUGGGUUUGAGAAUUAUUUUGCAGGUACACUGGAAAUCACGUGGUCAAGUGGUUGUGCUUUGUGGCCAGACAAGAGAGGCCCCUGCCUCCACCUAUGAAGCUCUGCUGUUCUUAAGGGAGCCAUGAAGUUGAAUGAGAGAAGUGUGACCCACUAUGCACUGAGCAACUCCCCAGCAGACCACAUGGGCUUCCUGCGCACUUGGGGGGGCCCAGGGACUCCACCCACCCCCAGUGGCACUGGCCGAAGGUGCUGGUUUGUCCUCAAGGGCAACCUACUGUUCUCCUUUGAGAGUCGAGAAGGCCGGGCCCCUCUGGGGCUGGUGGUGCUGGAGGGCUGCACAGUGGAAUUGGCCGAGGCCCCCGUGCCUGAGGAGUUUGCCUUCACCAUCUGCUUCAACGCUCCCGGUGUGCGACCAUACCUGCUUGCAGCUGAUGGACCGGCAUCCCAGGAGGCCUGGGUGAAGGCGCUGUCCCGGGCAAGCUUUGGCUACAUGCGCCUGGUGGUGCGUGAGCUGGAGAAUCAGUUGCGUGAUGCCCGCCAGAGCCUGGCCUUGCAUCGCCAUUCAUCCUGGAAGGACAGUAAAAGCCGCUGUAAGACCCAGGCUCCAGACCAGUUGUCUCGGGGCCUAGAGAAUGGCCACUCCUCCAGUGAUUGCAGCUCUAUGGGCUUAGUGGAAGUAGUGGGCAGCAGGCCAGCAGGGCGGAGCUUGGUGGAAUGUGAGUUGCAGGGCCCUGCCAGUCUCCUCCUAGGCAGGGGCCAGAGCCCCGUGUCCCCUGAGACCUCUUGCUUCUCUACCCUGCACGAUUGGUUUGGCCAGGAGAUCCUGGAGCUGAGGCGGGGGUGGCUGCAGAGGGCCCAGGGGAGCCAGCCAAAAUGUGAGGAACAGGAUAGGCCCUGAACCUGGGCGCUUUGGGUUCUGCCCUUGUCCUGCUGGUCAGGACACCAGGGCCAAUUCUUUUUUUAGUUUGAUGUUUACUCAUUUCCAAAGUUGCUUUUUAAAAUUUCUUUUUAUUUUUAUUAGCAUUUUUUU